CACUGAGCAGGAGCUGCUGCUGCUCUCACGAAACUCAUAUCUUAGUAUAGAUUAGAUAAUCAAAUGCCAGUGCAGUUAGGUAGAGAAGAAGAAGAAGAAGCUCACUGUUGAACUGAACAUCUUAUGCUGCUGAAAUGGAGUAUCUUCUGCAGGUGAAAAUAGGAGCUCUGGUCGGUCUGCUGCUCUUAACUCUGCUUUUUGGAUUCAUUCCUGCACGAAUCAAGUGGUUCAGAGACACAAACGGGACAGAAACGCACCGCACAGUUCUGAGUCUGAUCAGCUGCUUUGCCGGCGGGGUUUUCCUGGCAGCAUGUCUGCUCGACAUCAUUCCAGAUUAUCUGUCCGACAUAAAGGCUGAGCUGGAUGCUCGGAUGGUGGAGACCAGUUUCCCUCUCCCAGAGUUCAUCAUGGCGUCCGGCUUCUUCAUGGUCCUCAUUCUGGAGAGGAUCGUGCUGAACUGUCGGGAGAUGAGAGGGUCUCAGGAGGAGAGGGCGCUCCUCAUACCGGACAACAAAAACGGACACGAAAACGGUCACGGACACGGACAUGGAACAAGUCCUGAUCUGGAGGGCAGCGGCCACCACGUCCACGUCGACUUCCAGGCUCACUCACCCUUCCGCUCCUUCAUGCUCUUCCUCUCCCUCUCCCUCCACUCGGUGUUUGAGGGUCUUGCUAUCGGCCUGCAGAGCACAGACUCAAAGGUAUUAGAGAUCUGCAUCGCUAUUCUGGUCCACAAAAGCAUCAUAGUGUUCAGCCUGUCGGUGAAGCUGGUCCAGAGCGCGGUCCGCCCGCUGUGGGUGGCUGCUUACAUCGGAGUGUUCGCCCUGAUGUCGCCCAUAGGCAUCGGCAUCGGCAUCAGCGUGAUGGAGGCCCAGCUGGCGGCCGGGGCGCUGAUCCAGGCCGUCCUGGAGGGGCUCGCCGCGGGGACGUUUAUUUACAUCACCUUUCUAGAGAUCCUCCCUCAUGAGCUCAACUCCCCCGGGAAGCAGCUUCUCAAGGUGCUCUUCAUCCUGCUGGGCUUCAGCAUCAUGGCCGCUCUGACGUUUAUAGGCUGAGUCGGGAUUUGACCUGGUCGCUUUGUGGCAACUACUACAGCUCAACACAAACCUGACUUUUGUACUGAAAGACAAAAAGGAGGUUUACUGACACACAUGUGCUUUUAAUAUAGUUUUUAAAAAAUCACAAGUAUAUCUAUAUAUAUGUAUUUAAUUUCUUUUCAGGAGGUUUUUAUGUAAAGAGGAACCACUUACUGCAAUUAUAUGUUUUUUGAAGGACUGAGAGAACUACACGGUAAAUAAGUGGCAUUUCACAGAGUCCCCUCAUUUAUCACUAACUUUGUAUUGAAACAUGCUCUGGACCUGCAAACAAAACAAAAGCCAAUAACCUUUGACCCCAUAGAGGAAUCUACUGGGAACAAAGGGUCAUGUUGCACGUAUCAUUAAUUCAAUCAGGUCAGUAAAUCAGUACCACCACAUUUGUUUAUGUUUACAUUUUACUUUAAACGUAUUCCAACUGGAAGCUUAUUCCUUCCAUAAAGCAUGACAGUUUGUGCCUUUUGUUGAAGUGUUUCCUUAUUGUAGCUUGUUUACUUCAGGCUCAUGGAUGGUUGGCAUUUCAAACUUCAUGGUAUUUCUUCUGACCCAGGUUUAUCUGGUUAACACUGGCAUUUUAGUGCACUGCUUUUAGAUUUAGUUUCUAUCAUGAGGUCGCUUUUCUCAAAUAGCACCAUGUUUUACAUUUGUCCUGUAAACUAGUGUAACGUAAACUGUCUUCCUGAUGCCUUAAGAAGUUAUAUUCCCCAAAAAGCGGAAAAGAGUGGCGACGAUGAGGAAAUCAUGUGGGAUUUCUUUUUAUACUGUUUGCACUUUCCCUAAGACAAAGUGAUUAUCUCCACCAAUGAGCAAGGCUUAACAACCAACCUUUUUAACAAGCUGAUCCUUGUUAUUUACAUUAUGUUGACCUUUGUCCCAGUUUAGAACAUUUAGUUUUCCAACUUUUUCCAUUUUGUCUCUAAAUACAAACAAAAUGCUGCUUUAUUAAAUCACUCAAGAACUUAUAGUUUUCUAUUUUGACAGUGGCCCAACAAAGAAGCUUUUAAUUAUCAGCACAAAGAGAAUCUAAGAUAAAGAAUUAAUUCUGAAAACUCAUUAUUUAUCAGAUUUUACUUGUGCACAUACGUAUGUUGUGGAAAUCAAACCAAGCAGGACACGACAGUACUUUUACAUCGUGUACAUUCAUUCAUCCUGCUGACAUCAAAUGAAGUCCAUGUAUGUAGUUAUUGUUAUGAACUGUCUAGUUUAGUUUCAAUUCCUCUUUUAGUCUGUCAUGUGAUAGUCAGAUGUUAGAACAAAUAGCAGGAAGUUGGACUGUGUGGGUUGAUUGUCAAGAAACAUGUCCACAGCAAAAGAAAAACUUCAACUUCAAAUCAAUUGUGAUAAAUUGUUUUUUUUUAAUUAAAGUAAUCUGAUCAACACUAAUGAAACGAAUAAUAUGGAACUGUUCCUAGAAAGGAACGAAACUACUUUCACUUUUUAUCCAACUGGUGCAUUAUAAUGUGUAAAGAUAUUAUUUGUCUACAUAAAACAUGAGUUGCAUGUAUUGUUUUGUGCCUUAUGAUUGUUGAUCUCAUCAGAGAAACAUCUUUGUUUUCUGUUGUUUAAACUUGAUCAGAGUAAAGAUAAAGGAGGAAUUUUC
Molecule: messenger RNA, 2694 nt
Organism: Anoplopoma fimbria (sablefish)
Lineage: Eukaryota; Metazoa; Chordata; Actinopteri; Perciformes; Anoplopomatidae
Gene: slc39a1
Product: solute carrier family 39 member 1
Exons: 4
Coding region: 135-1055 (306 amino acids)
Biological process (GO): zinc ion transmembrane transport
Cellular component (GO): plasma membrane
Molecular function (GO): zinc ion transmembrane transporter activity
Source: RefSeq, a predicted model, not a curated record